Daldinia childiae is the source of this 2388-nucleotide messenger RNA. Its product is annotated as putative glucan endo-1,3-beta-glucosidase btgC. Bases 1 to 2388 code for a protein of 795 amino acids. Gene Ontology annotation, cellular component: fungal-type cell wall; cell surface; extracellular region. Gene Ontology annotation, molecular function: 1,3-beta-glucanosyltransferase activity; glucan endo-1,3-beta-D-glucosidase activity. Gene Ontology annotation, biological process: cell wall organization. The transcript has a single exon. Lineage: Eukaryota; Fungi; Ascomycota; Sordariomycetes; Xylariales; Hypoxylaceae. The record is from RefSeq and is a predicted model, not a curated record.
AUGAGUCGUCGAUACUCUUUCAAUUCUGAACCUGACGAGCGCGACCCCCUCGACAAUUCAAACCACCCAAACUAUCGCUACGUACAUUCCAAUCAGCAACAACACUCUCCCUCCCGUCCAACUUAUCCCUCUCGUUCUUCCCAUCCUUCCUCGCCAACAUCGCAGUCUCAUUUCUACCAAGAUUCUCCUGCUUCCUCUUCCGAGUCGUAUCGCCAUCCAGCGCAUCCUUCACCCACGAGAGCAUCAGUACACCCCGGCGCUCACCCCGACUCAGCAUUCAAUAGGCUACGCCAGAAUAGAUAUAGCGGAGGGGUAGAAAGAGUCGCUGCGCCUAGGACUGCGAUUCGAGCUGGAGCGGGAGCGGGAGCUGGAGUCGGAGUCGGAGUCGGAGCUUUAGCUGGGGGAGCCUAUGCUGCGGGCCACCCAUCUUUAUCUGGACCCGUCCCGCCGUCUCAUCGCGAGAGCAAUAUAUCUACUUGGGCACCCGAGCCACCUCAGUCUAACAUCACUCCCGGUGCCGACAAUUUUAGCGAGGCUGCCGCUGGUGGCAUGUCUGGUCUAGCUAUGAGUGUUGCUGAUAAGAACGCACGACAAAGUGGACUGGAAGCUAUGAGACAAGCUCAGCAGUAUACAGGACCGCAGCGCCAGCAGGCCCCUUACUCAGAUGCCUACCAAGCUACACCAUCGGAGCAAGCUCCCUACGAUGAGCCCCAGAGUCACGUAUACGAUCGAGGCUAUGACAUAUCGCCGGGAUACGGGCCCGGUCCCUAUCCCCCAUCCGGUCAGGCCUACAAUUCCUCGCCCAGUCUAGCUCCAUCAGCAACUGCGGCCGUGUCUCAUUCGGGCCAAGGGACGCCAACCUGGGGCAUGCCGGGCUACCCUGGUGAUCCGUUCCGGGAUCCUCAUAUGGCGUACGGGCAGAGGAUGGAUCCUAGGCUCGGCCAGUUCAAUCCGAACGACAUUGACGAUGACGGUGAUGACGGCCUCGAAUACCGACGUUCCACUCGGAAUAGCAUACUGAGUCUAGGGGGAUCGAGCAAUCGAGGUGGUAACGGCGCUGCGGCCGGCGUCGCUGGUGCCGUGGCCGGCGGCGGCGUAAUAGGUGGACUCAUAGGAAGGAAUCGGAAUAGCGGUAUUAAUUAUGACCCAGUACAGAAUACGAGCUCUGCUGGCAGGCUUGGCGACGUAAGUAGUGGAUAUAAGACCGGCACCGGGGUAGAGAAACAGUCCGAAUGGUUGUCCAGUCAAAAUAACAGCCGCAAAAAGUGGAAAUGGUUCAUUCUGAUUGUCGUCGGCCUUAUUAUCGCUGGUGGAAUAGCAGGUGGUGUGGUCGGCGGAAUCUUGGCCAGUCGAAACAAUGGUGGUGGUAGUUCGGGCAGCUCUAGUGGAGUCCAAUCCGCCGAGUCGGACACAGCUCUGAAUGGGGAUCUGGACGACACAUCUACUGAGAUUCAAACGCUAAUGAACAAUCGCAACCUGCACAAGGUCUUUCCCGGUGUCGACUACACGCCUAUCAACGUUCAGUUCCCGGAUUGCCUUAAGAACCCGCCUUCCCAGAAUAACGUCACCCGAGAUGUUGCUGUACUCUCGCAGCUAACAAAUACCAUUCGACUCUACGGCACCGAUUGCAACCAAACGGAGAUGACGAUCCAUGCCCUACGUCAAUUAAAGCUCGAGAAUGAUAUCAAGAUAUGGCUUGGAGUCUGGCAAGACGGAAACGACACUACAAAUGAGCGCCAACUAAGCAAGAUGUGGAACAUCCUGGAUAAGUACGGGGCUGAUCCAUUCAAGGGACUCAUCGUUGGCAACGAGAUCUUAUUCCGACAGCAGAUGACCGCUUCAGAGCUUAGUAAACUACUGGACUCGGUACGAACUAACUUGACUAAGCAUAACUGGAAUCUCCCCGUGGCCACGAGCGAUCUCGGUGACAACUGGGAUUCGCAACUAGCCGGUAUGAGCGAUUACAUCAUGGGCAAUAUCCAUCCUUUCUUUGCCGGUGUCAAUGCUAAGGACGCCGCUUCUUGGACGUGGCAGUUCUGGGAGAACAAGGCCCACGGAUUCUUCAAGACGGAAACCGAGAAGAAUAUCAUCUCCGAAAUCGGUUGGCCGACGAAGGGUGGAACUAACUGUGGUGACGCCAAGGUGACAGACUGUCCUAACGGAUCAGUGGCCGGCAUCGACGAAUUGAAUACGCUGAUGGAGAAUUGGGUUUGCCAGGCCCUAGAGAAUGGGACCAACUAUUUCUGGUUUGAGAUGUUUGACGAGCCUUGGAAAAUCAGCUUCGACACGCCCGGAAAAGAGUGGGAAGAUCAAUGGGGCCUCAUGGAUGUCAAUAGGAACCUGAAAGAGGGCGUCAAGAUUCCGGACUGCGGAGGUAAAACAGUUUGA